UUUUGCAAAUGGUAUUAUUUUUAAUUUGAUGAUUGAUGAAUAUUGGAAUAAUUUGGAAAACACCUCUUUUUUGGUUUUUGAUAAUUCUUUAAAAUCAAUAGUGAAAAGAUAAUAAUAUAAUAAUCUCAUUCAGAAUGCUCGUACUUGUAAUCGGUGAUUUUCAUAUUCCAUUUCGUAAACAUAGUUUACCAAGUAAAUUUAAAAAACUUCUCAUUCCUGGCCGUAUCCAACAUAUUCUUUGUACGGGUAAUCUUUGUACAAAAGAAUGUUAUGAUUAUCUAAAAACAUUGGCAACCGAUAUUCAUAUUGUCAAAGGAGAAUUAGAUGAUACAAAUUAUCCGGAUAAAAAAGUGGUAACAAUCGGUCAAUUUAGUAUCGGUCUUUGUCAUGGUCAUCAGAUUGUACCAUGGGGUGAUGAUGAAAGUUUAGCCAUGAUUCAACGUGAACUUGAAGUUGAUAUAUUGAUCACCGGUCAUACACAUAAAUUCAAUGCAUUCGAAAAGGAUGGAAAAUUUUUCAUUAAUCCUGGAUCAGCGACCGGUGCCUAUUCGGCAUUGGAAAAUAAUAUCAUUCCAUCUUUUGUAUUGAUGGAUAUACAAUCCACUACCGUUGUCAAUUAUGUUUAUCAAUUGAUCGGUAAUGAAGUUAAAGUGGAACGUACAGAAUUUAAAAAAAUUAACUAACAAAAAAAAUCAUGAAUUAUAAAAUUUGAAAUUCUGACUCAUUAUUAUUACAAAUAAAUUUUAUCCCAAAAAAAAACAGGAAAAUGUUAUCAAUAAAUUUCACUUGGAUUUUGAUUCUGAUAAAA
Dermatophagoides farinae (American house dust mite) is the source of this 808-nucleotide messenger RNA. RefSeq names its product vacuolar protein sorting 29 (gene Vps29). The record is from RefSeq and is a predicted model, not a curated record. Gene Ontology annotation, cellular component: retromer complex. Gene Ontology annotation, biological process: retrograde transport, endosome to Golgi. NCBI's taxonomy places the organism in Eukaryota, Metazoa, Arthropoda, Arachnida, Sarcoptiformes, Pyroglyphidae.